Molecule: messenger RNA, 2151 nt
Organism: Haemonchus placei
Lineage: Eukaryota; Metazoa; Nematoda; Chromadorea; Rhabditida; Trichostrongylidae
Source: the annotation of a GenBank genome assembly
AUGCAAUCAGACAGCAGUGGCGACCCGCGGAUACACAUCUUCCUACAAUAUGGUAACAACAAGGAGAUGGUGAUUUUAGAAAGGAACGAUGAGCCUCAGGUGUUUGAAUCGUUACGUCGGCGGGCUCGAGCUCUGGUUGAGCGAACGAGUCCUGGUGAAAGUGAGCUGCACCUAUUCCGACAUGAUUACGAUUCACCAAGUGUUCUACAGCACAUCGCUUCCGUUUCACAGCUGAAUAAUGGCUGUAUUGUGGAAGUGAUUGUGGUGGAUCGAAAUGAGAAACCUACUCGUCCACAUGUUUUAGAGGUGAAAAACUACAUGACAUUAACGUUCUGUGAUUUCUGUGGAGCAAUGCUAACUGGUCUGAUGCGUCAGGGGUUGCAUUGUCUGGCGUGCAAAUGCAAUUUUCAUCGGCGUUGCACCGAAGCCCCACGAAACAACUGCGUUGUAGCCACACCUGGUCUGUCGACGAUGAGCCCCGUCCCUAUGGGUCCUGGUGGGAUCGGCGUGGGUAUUCCGUCAGUACCGUCAAGUGCCGCUUUGGAACUACCCCAUACCCUAGCCGAGAAUAACUACUUGACACCAACAAAGUGCAAGAUUUGUGAUAAAAUGCUUAAGGGACUUAUUCGACAAGGUCUCAAAUGCAGAGAUUGUGGGGUAAAUGUCCAUAACAAGUGCGCCUACCAGUUGCCAUCAAACUGCACUCUCUCUGAUCAUGCGAUCAGCCGCAUGAGCAUUACCGAACCGCCUCCAGCUCCUCACAAAGAGAAUCUCGUUAAUAUGGAUGAUGAACCGAGUAGUAGCGAGAACAUUCCGCUGUUCCGAUUACCUGGUCAAGUCACUUCCAGAAACACCACACAACCGAAAGUCGAAGGAUGGAUGAUUCAUUUUUUGCUGUCGGAUCCGGAACGAAGACUGAAACACUAUUGGAUUCUUGCAAAUGAUGCUAUCAACAUGUACAACGAGUACAACGAAGGCAAGCGCGUGAAUCCUAACAAAUGCUACAUGGUACUCCCUCUAGCUGAAAUUCUUGCCAUCACUCCUUACAAUGGACCAUCGGUUCACUCCAAGUACCCGCCUCAUUGCUUCGAAAUUCGGACGAUAUCCAACGUUGUCUAUUGUGCCGGAGAGAAUCUUCAUGCUUACUCUGGUGGUCCACCGAAGAAGAUCCCUCGAAGUCUAAGCAUUCGGCCGCCAUCCAAUACUCAACUUUGGUUUCAGGCUCUGAAGGACGCCCUACAACCUCCAGUGAGUCGAAGUGAUGCACCGAAUGCCGAGCGCGCAUUGGAGUUCGCCGAAUUGUACCAGGUCCUCAGCGAGAAGGUUCUUGGAUCAGGCCAAUUUGGAACGGUGUACAGCGCAAUCCAACGACAUACAGGAGUCGAGGUGGCAGUCAAGGUAAUAUCAAAGGAACGCUUUUCGAAGAAGAGCAAUGGGGUGGAGUCUAUGCGAGCAGAGGUGGCGAUAUUACAACGCGUCUGUCAUAGCGGCAUUGUUCGACUGGAAUUCAUGUGCGAGACGAAAGACAAGAUCUUUGUGGUAAUGGAGAAGAUGAACGGUGACAUGCUUGAAAUGAUACUCAGCCAGGCAGCUGGUCGUCUAGACGAGCGAGCAACUCGAUUCCUUCUCGUGCAGAUCCUCUCUGCCCUCAAAUAUCUUCACAAUCAAGGAAUCGCACAUUGUGACUUGAAACCUGAAAAUGUUCUUCUGUCUGAGACGAACACGAACUUUCCUCAAACGAAGAUAUGCGAUUUCGGUUAUGCCAGGUUCAUACCCGAGUCACAGUUCCGUAAGACGAUCGUGGGUACACCAGCCUAUCUGCCGCCUGAAGUUCUGCUUAGACAAGGUUACAAUAAAUCAUUGGAUAUGUGGUCGGUCGGCGUAAUCAUCUACGUUACACUAUCUGGAACAUUCCCGUUCAAUGAAGGAGAAGAGAUAGCUGAUCAAAUUCAAAAUGCUGCAUUCAUGUUCCCAGCUGAACCAUGGGCAGAAGUCUCACCUGCCGCCAUAGAUUUGAUUCAACGAUUACUACGGGUAAAGAUCGAGGAGCGUCUCACCAUCGAACAGUGUUUGGCACAUGAAUGGUUGAAGGGAGAGCAACUAUAUCGCGAUCUACGAAGUUUAGAAUUGCGAUUGAAGUGUCCACGGUAA